AUGCCUCUGUUGGUGCCUGCGGGACCUGACAACAUUCCUCUCGAUGAUUUCUGUCCUGGGCUCAGCAACAUUGAGCUUGUUGAUACCUUUUUUCGACGCCGAGCAUCUUUCGAAAGCUUGCCAUACCAUAAGUACCCAAAUGAGACCCUUAUUUACAAUGGCUUUCUUGGGUGUUCCCCUUUGUAUCCCAACGUUGCCAUCACCUUGCAUACUCUCGCAGCCUACCGGCAGGCUCACCGAAGUUGCCCUCAGUUCAGCCUUCAAGCACAUUGCAAAAUGCUGUGCUACCUGCAUAAUAUGCCGUAUCGACCCUAUCUGCGCUCUCAAUUCUCGGCAGCUUACGACGCAUACCUGGAAAUCCUCUACCGCGUCGAUCAAUUGCUAAAGCGGGAACUCAAACACGACACUCCAAAUUGGCGGCUCCUAAAUGCCUGCCCACCAUGUACCUACAAAUUAGUGGACGAACCGGCACUCGAUUUUGAUUGGUUUGCCACCAUCGACGGCAACAACAGUCUCAAGCGGUGGGGGUCUUCAAUCCAUAAUUCUAUCACUCGCGAUGACCGUCGGAGGCCGAGGACCGACUACUGGAUUAGUCGCAACAUUGUGGACAAGUUCAAAGAUGAGGUCAAGUUGAGAACUGCGCUGGAUAACAAUAACAAUCCUGAUGACUGGGAGGACGACGGAGAAGUGCCUGGCGAGAUUCCUUUCAACUGUACAGCCCAUUGGCGGAACGCUGGACCCGAGCAACGCAAGAAAAUGUUUGCUGUGUUUGAAGAAUCCGGAGUUUUUGUUGGCGCAUGCCGUCACCGGUUCGUCUUGGUAGUCUGUGAUAUGAUUCAAAGUGGCGAACUAGCGAAGUAUGCGCUUGCCACGGUUGAUCACCUCAUGACCGUAUACGGGAAAAAUGGAGCCUGCGCCUAUGAUAUUGGCUGUGCAUUUUCCAAGACAUUGAGCACGAGCUCCUUGGGUCCGUGUGCACAAUCGCUUGCCUUAUGCAUGAUGGUCGGUGCAUUCCAUGGACAUGCACACAACUGCAAGUGUCAACUCGACUGGCAUCCAAUGUUCAUAACUGGGACUGGCCACACUGAAGGUGAAGGCUGCGAGCACGUCUUUUUGUCAUCAAACAAGCUCGCACAGAGUACACGUCAUGCCAGUGCUUUCCAUCGGCAUCAAUCGAUCGAAGAACACUUCACGUUCUGGGACGCUGACAAAUAUGCCGCCCUCGGUAAACUUUUUUUUUCAUUUGUGAGAUUGUAUUUUCAUUCUAACUCUACUAGGUAA
Suillus paluster is the source of this 1281-nucleotide messenger RNA. RefSeq lists its product as uncharacterized. The transcript has 5 exons. NCBI's taxonomy places the organism in Eukaryota, Fungi, Basidiomycota, Agaricomycetes, Boletales, Suillaceae. The record is from RefSeq and is a predicted model, not a curated record. The coding region runs from base 1 to 1281 and encodes 426 amino acids.